GCAGGCACAACACAUUGAACCUCUGCCACCAUGGGGAACUGGGCUGUGAAUGAAGGGCUGUCCAUCUUUGUCAUCCUGAUGUGGCUGGGGAUGAAUGUCUUCCUCUUUGCCUGGUACUACCAUAUUUAUGAUGAUACACUAAAGUACUUUUACACUCGAAAACUUCUUGGGUCAGCGCUGGCCCUGGCCAGGGCCCCUGCAGCCUGCCUGAACUUCAACUGCAUGCUGAUUCUGUUGCCAGUCUGUCGGAAUCUGCUGUCUUUCCUCAGAGGCUCCAGUGCGUGCUGCUCAACAAGAAUUAGAAGACAACUGGAUAGGAACCUUACCUUUCAUAAAAUGGUAGCAUGGAUGAUAGCACUUCACACUGCAAUUCACACCAUUGCACAUCUAUUCAAUGUGGAGUGGUGUGUGAAUGCCCGAGUCAACCAAUCUGAUAGUUAUUCAAUAGCACUCUCUAACAUUGGAGACAAGGAGAAUGAAACCUAUCUCAAUUUUGCUCGAAAAAGAAUCAAGAACCCUGAAGGGGGCCUAUAUGUGGCUGUGACUCGGCUGGCAGGCAUCACUGGAAUUGUCAUCACGCUGUGUCUCAUAUUAAUUAUCACCUCUUCCACCAAAACUAUCCGGAGGUCUUACUUUGAAGUGUUUUGGUACACACACCAUCUCUUUGUGAUCUUCUUCAUUGGCCUUGCCAUCCAUGGAGCUGAAAAAAUUGUACGUGGGCAGACUGCAGAGAGUAUGGCAAAACACUCAAUAGAACUAUGUAAUCAAAGUAUCUCACAAUGGGGAAAAAUAGACCACUGUCCAGUACCAAAGUUCUCUGGGAAUCCUCCAAUGACUUGGAAAUGGAUAAUAGGCCCCAUGUUCCUGUAUCUCUGUGAGAGGUUGGUCCGGUUUUGGCGAUCUCAACAGAAGGUGGUCAUCACCAAGGUGGUCACUCACCCCUUCAAAACCAUUGAGCUACAGAUGAAGAAGAAAGGAUUCAAGAUGGAAGUGGGACAGUACAUUUUUGUCAAGUGCCCCAAGGUGUCUAAGCUGGAGUGGCACCCUUUCACAUUGACCUCUGCCCCUGAAGAAGACUUCUUUAGCAUCCAUAUCCGCAUCGUUGGAGACUGGACGGAGGGGCUAUUCAAUGCUUGUGGCUGUGAUAAGAAAGAGUUUCAAGAUGCCUGGAAACUGCCUAAGAUAGCGGUUGAUGGGCCCUUUGGCACGGCCAGUGAAGAUGUGUUCAGCUAUGAGGUGGUGAUGCUAGUGGGAGCAGGGAUUGGGGUCACACCCUUUGCAUCCAUUCUUAAGUCAGUCUGGUACAAAUAUUGCAACAAUGCCACCAACCUGAAGCUCAAGAAGAUCUACUUCUACUGGCUGUGCCGGGACACACAUGCCUUUGAGUGGUUUGCAGAUCUGCUGCAGCUUCUGGAGACCCAGAUGCAGGAGAGGAACAAUGCCGACUUCCUCAGCUACAACAUUUACCUCACUGGCUGGGAUGAGUCUCAGGCUAAUCACUUUGCUGUGCACCAUGAUGAAGAGAAAGAUGUAAUCACAGGCCUGAAACAGAAGACUUUGUAUGGACGGCCCAACUGGGAUAAUGAGUUCAAGACAAUUGCAAGUCAACACCCUAAUACCAGAAUAGGAGUUUUCCUCUGUGGACCUGAAGCCUUGGCCAAAACCCUCAAUAAACAAAGCAUCUCCAACUCUGAUUCUGGCCCUCGGGGAGUGCACUUCAUUUUCAACAAGGAAAACUUCUAAGUCAUCUCUUCCACGAAGAAAUAACUAUGGAUUGUGUUGCCAUAUGGUCAAAUAGUGCUAGUUGAUAAGUUCCCUCCUCUACAAACAAAAGAAAAAAGUAUAAUGUAAUUGUUUCUCUGAAAGGAUUGUCAAAGAUUGUUUGCUAGUGAUAUUACAUUUAUGUGGGGUUUUAUGGUUUUCAGAGCACUUGUACAAACAU
Messenger RNA from Castor canadensis (American beaver), 1942 nucleotides. It is a transcript of the gene Cybb, whose product is annotated as cytochrome b-245 beta chain. Gene Ontology annotation, cellular component: NADPH oxidase complex; plasma membrane. The record is from RefSeq and is a predicted model, not a curated record. Gene Ontology annotation, biological process: defense response; superoxide anion generation. Gene Ontology annotation, molecular function: superoxide-generating NAD(P)H oxidase activity. Lineage: Eukaryota; Metazoa; Chordata; Mammalia; Rodentia; Castoridae.